GCUCUCAGAGGCUCUCAGCAUCUGCCUGUUUCUGCACUGGUACGAGAAACAUUACGUUCCUUUCAUUGGAGCAUUGAACACAUUGUGGGAAGAACGGAGGCAGACAUGUCUACAUCAGGAGAAGGACCAGUGACCAGGUCCAGGACUAGGACCAGUGUCCCCAGAGACAUCUUAUUAUUGUCACUGGGGAUCUAGUCAAUGGACUAUGCAGGGUCAUUCAGCUAACCCUAAUGCAGAUUACACAAGCAGGUAAGUGACUGCAGGCAUCACUGUCUGUAAUGGGAACACAGGUGUCUUUACUACGGACUUUAAAAUUAGGUGAGAGAAAGCCAACCGUGGCUUUUGGCAAACCUGGGCAAAAGGCCACUAAGAUGAGAAAGGGACUGGAGCACAUGAUGUACAAAGAGAGUCUGAGAGAGCUCUGAUCAUUUUUGCUGGAGAAGAGCAGGCUCAGGGGGUGUCUUGUUAAAGUGUAUAAAUAUCUGAUUGAAGAUAGGUGGGGUAAAGAAGAUAAGCCAGACUCUUCUCUCUGGAAACCAGUGAUAGGAAGAGACACAAUGGGCACAUAUUUAAAUACGGGAAAUUAGAAUGAAAGAAAUGGUGGUGAAACACUGGAACAGGUUGCCCAGAGAGGUUGUGGAGUCUCUGUCCUUGGACAAAGUCAAAAGCCAAGAGGACAUGGGUCUGAGUAACCUGCUCUAGGUGACUCUGCUUUGAGCAGGAUAGUUGGACAAAUGAUCUUUAGAGGUGCCUUCCAACCCCAACCCUUCUGUGAUUCUGUGACUAGAUUAGGCUUGACCUGAGGUCUGGAGAGUUCCAUCAAUGAAAGGGCUGGCAAUAGUGUAAGGUGCUUUCCAAAGGACUUCCCCUGUGUUGGCAACUUAUGAGUCUAUCUGUAGUGCUGCAGUGCUUGGAAGGAUUUGGGGAGGGGAGAGGGGUCUGGGAAGCUACAGACCAAUAGGCCUGAUGUUCGUUGCAGGCAACUGGGUAGAAACUGCAGUAAACCCUACACUUAAUGGCUGUAUGGAUACUGUAUGUAUUUUAUGAAUACAUCAAUGUGUCUUCUGUAAGGGAAGGUCAGCCACCAUCGAGCACAGGGACAAGGGGGAACUCUGUCAUAAAAUGAGGGAUACCUGAAUUUGUCAAAGUCAUUUAAUGAAGUAUCCGACAUAAGAGGGAGUAUUCCCAAAUUAACAAGUAAAUUAAUUGCUUAAGAGAGUGUGUAUUCAAAGCAACAUUCAGAACUGAAGUCUAGGGUGGGAGGAGGUAGCUCUAUGAAGCUCUCAGCUCAGUUCUCGUGGCAGCCACCCAAGCAGCAUGAGCACUGGGAAUUCAUAGCAAAAGAGUAGAAAACAAGACAGCAACCAGUUUCCUGCUGUAGUAUAAAGCUUAAUGUGUAGUGAUAACAAUUUUUUUUCUUUUUUUUUCCUGAUUAAUUUCUAAUUAGAUGGGUUCUUCACAGCACAGCUGUAUAAUGCUUAUCAGCCACUGCAUUAGCUGAACAUAUGAUGUCACAUCCUCCUUGAUCUGCUUGUUUUCUCCAACGGUUCAGACUCCAUUUUUCACCAUUUCCUUUCAGAAAAAGGAAGCACCAGAUCAUGUAGUUAUAGGCAAGCUCAGAGAUGCUAAUCUCUCGAAAAUCUUGUCCAGCUGAGCAGUGACUUCUGUGGUAUCUUGAAAGCAGGGGCAGAUCACCAUGGUUGUUUUGGGAGAGCAGGCUCUGAUGGGAGCAAGAAUAUCCAGGAUGCCCAGCUGUCUGCUAAAACUGACCAGGGUGGUGCUGAGCCACAAGCUCAGGGCUAUAUUUAUCCUCACCAUUUCAUCUGUGUUCUUUGCCUCUGUCAUGUUCUACUGGAGAACUUGGAAGGAUAUUGGGGGCCCGCUUUACAGCUUGUCUACACAAAGCAAUUGUGAACAGUCUUUGCCUUGCCUUAUCUGUCCCGCUGCCAGUGGGCCUCCUUCUUCCCCAGGGGAUGUGUUUUUUGUGGAGACCUCAGAGCGAACUAACCCAAGUUACCUGUUCAUGUGCUCUGUGGAGUCAGCAGCCCGGACGCACCCUGGGACAAGGGUCGUGGUGCUCAUGAAAGGUUUGGCAAACGGUAAUGCCUCGUUACCCAGCCACUGGGGCUUCUCGCUGCUGAGCUGCUUCCCCAACGUGGAAGUCCGGCCCCUGGAUUUGACAGAGCUUUUUUCUGGAACACCUCUGGCACAGUGGUACUUGCAGGCUCAGCAGCGCCGGGAGCCUUAUUUCUUACCUGUCUUGUCUGACGCCUGCAGAAUUGCCAUCAUGUGGAAAUUUGGUGGCAUCUACCUGGACACAGACUUCAUCGUGCUCAAGAACUUAAAGAACCUCACCAAUGCCCUUGGUAUCCAGUCUCAGGGUGUACUGAACGGGGCCUUUCUGUCCUUUAAGCCUAAACACAAGUUCAUGGAGCUUUGCAUGAAGGACUUUGUGGAGAACUACAAUGGUUGGAUCUGGGCACACCAGGGCCCACAUCUCCUAACGCGUGUCUUCAAGAAGUGGUGCUCCAUCAGUAAUAUCCAGAACGCUAUGAGCUGCAAAGGUUUGGGUCGGAUUGUGACAUACCCAAUAUGGCUAAUCUACACCAAUAUCCUGAGGAUUUUCUGGAAUCCCCGUCCUGCGAUUACUCUGAAGGAUCCUGAAGUGAAGUAUGCAUUGAGGCUGAUUGAUAAGGAGGAAGUUAGUCAUGACACAAGAAGAUUUCGAUUUGCUCUCCCUUCCAUAGAUCACGUUCUGGGUCUCCCUGUAGGACAGCACAUCUACCUGUCUGCACGGAUUGAUGGAGCUCUGGUUGUUAGACCUUACACUCCAGUUUCUAGUGAUGAUGACAAGGGCUUUGUGGAUCUUGUAGUCAAGAUCUACUUUAAAGGUGUCCAUCCGAAGUUUCCUGAUGGAGGGAAGAUGUCUCAGUACUUAGACAGCCUGAAAAUAGGGGAUACUAUUGACUUCAGAGGACCAAGUGGCCUACUUGUCUACGAAGGAAGAGGCAAGUUUGCUAUUCGGCCUGAAAAGAAAGCUGAACCAAUUACCAAGAAAGUGAAAUAUGUGGGGAUAAUUGCAGGUGGGACUGGGAUAACACCUAUGCUGCAGAUCAUUCGAGCAAUCAUAAAAGACAAAGAUGACCCUACCACUUGUCAGCUGCUGUUUGCUAAUCAGACAGAGAAGGAUAUCCUGUUACGUUCUGAGCUAGAGGAGAUCCAGGUUCAGAAUCCCGGUCGCUUUAAGUGUUGGUACACACUGGACAGAGCACCUGAAAGUUGGGAUUACAGCCAAGGUUUUGUGAACCAAGAGAUGAUCAGAGACCACCUGCCCCCACCUCAAAACGAUGUUCUGAUCCUUAUGUGUGGACCUCCUCCAAUGAUCCAGUAUGCUUGCAUUCCCAACCUGGACAAACUGGGCUACACCAAGGAGAUGAGAUUCUCCUUCUAAAGAUGACUGAUGAUUUGGUGAUCUUAUGUAGAAAGGAAGAAAAAAACAUUUAAAGGGGAAGAGGACAGAGUUAGAGAUGGCUGAUGCACAGUGCUGGGAAGCUACAUUUACAUAAAAAUGUUUCAUUUUUUCUCAACCUCUGGCAAGUAAGACAUCUAAGCUCAACUGUACUAAAAUUGUACUGUAUGUUGCACAAACAACUGUACUGUGGAAAGGUGGUGAUGCCUAGUGCUUGGCUAUAUUGUAUGCUUCAUCUCAAGGGAGGACAGUAUAGCUGCUUAGGGCAGAAAACACUCACAGUUUUUCUUAGCCCUGUAAUCAAGUGGCAGUAAUAUCCUAUUUCCUAACACUGUGCAUACCCAGUAUUUUUUUUUUUUUGGUAUGAAGUAUGAAAAUACAUAGAACGUACUGGAUUAUUCACCUUGCUUAUGCCAAAUUUGAAUCCUACAGAGUUCUUACCGUAUGAGGGCCAGGAGUAUUUGCCUUGUAUGCAUAAUCUUUGCAACAUCAGAAGCUUAAAGAUGCUUGUUCAGUUGAAGGAUGACAGUUAAUCAUUUAUGACUGAAGUAGAUGAAACUGUCUUGUUAGUCAAAACAGAAGUAGACAGCAAUACAAAAUUUGUUUCCUCUGUACUUUGGAAUAGCUGCUCUUGAAUGCAAACAGUUUUCUAGCUGGUUACACUUCUUGUCCUUGGGCAAUGAAAGAAACUGCAGAAAGCCGGUGGCUUUGUGCACUGUUCCACAAAUAGCUGGAAUGUUUUGCUUUUAUGUGUGUGGAAUACAGAAAAAAAAAUACUAACUUCUGUAUUUACUUUUAAAUAGCGGAUGGUGCCAUAGGAGUACAAAGGCAAUUGUUCCACAUGUCCUGUGCAGUGAUAAAAAAUGCUGGGUGAAAGCUGGAUCUAGUUUUAGUUUCUUGUUUCCCAGAGAUGGAUUUGGAACAAAGGGAGCUCGGGUUUCAUUGCCAGGGUGGGUUUCAGCAGGUAGCCUGGCUUCGGAUGGGCUGUGCCUGCAGGCAGGGCACUCGCCUGAGUGUCUUGCUCAGGCAAAUCUCCAAAGAGUUUUGCUUGGUAAGGAUGUGUGGGAACAGCCUUAAGUCACCAAACUGACAGCAAAUUCAGAUGUCUCACUGAAUCUAAAACUCAGAUGCUGUUUACUAUAGCUCUGACUUUUUUUUUUUUUUUUUUUUUUUAAUAUACUACUUUUUACAGCAGCCUUCUACCUAGCCUUUAGUAAACUUAAGGCAUCUUGCGUGCCGGACCUUCUGCUUCUAAAGAACAGAGGUGCUGCUGAGAUGAGAGCUGUCCUGCAAGGAAUCUAUGAAACUAAAAAUCUUGUUCUGGUAAUGAAAUUAGAGUUAACCGAAAGGAUGCUUAGUCAUGUAUGAAGUAAUGUGGAUGCUACUUAGCUACAGGUGUCAGUGUGUAAUACCACUUUAAAAAAGAUUCGAGUAGAUACUUGAGGUUAUAGCUUGCCAUGUUUUCUUUUGUGCCUGUAAAACAGAUGGGUACUGUGCACUUAAAAGAUUAAUUUUCAGCAUGAAUUAAAAGGAGAAAAAGAUACUACAGUUAAUUUAAGGAACCUCAAAUGGAUAAUGCUGUUGUUAAUUUUAUUAAUUAGAUGCUUGCCUCUGAAGUAAUGAAUUUUUGAUGUGUGCUUCUGAGACUUCUUCUUUAAUACUAUGAUCCAAAGUUCAAAUAAUACUUGAGUAAGUUUCAGUCCUCUUUUUAGGAGGCAAAAAGCAGAAAUAUGAGAGGAGUGAUCUUGCUGCUGGUUUAUGUUACUGUGGGAUAUGCAGAUUUUUUUUCAUUAUUGUAUUUAAUGAAAUUUUCAUGUAAACAAACCAACUCUAGCUGGUUAUGCAUCGACUAUUUUGUAUUACUUUGCUUAUUAAAUUACUGGCUUUUUUCACAUUUGUGUAAGAAAUAAAGUGUCUUGCAGGUGAA
Messenger RNA from Tyto alba (common barn owl), 5396 nucleotides. Its product is annotated as NADH-cytochrome b5 reductase 3. The coding region runs from base 1697 to 3451 and encodes 584 amino acids. The transcript is spliced from 10 exons. Gene Ontology annotation, molecular function: FAD binding; oxidoreductase activity. The record is from RefSeq and is a predicted model, not a curated record. Gene Ontology annotation, cellular component: mitochondrion. NCBI's taxonomy places the organism in Eukaryota, Metazoa, Chordata, Aves, Strigiformes, Tytonidae.